GCUUCUGAGGAAGGAAGAUUUUUCCCCUCUCUCCGGCUGUUACAUCACCCCUUUUUCUCUCUUCAUCCUCCCCUCUGCUUGCUUUUGCACAGAACUAUCAUCUUUGGAGUGACCCUCAUUAAUUGCCCACAAUCUGGAGAGAAAAUUACAGCCCCCAAACUACCCACUCGCUGUAGGUGUUCUUCCCUUUCUUUCUCUUCUUCAUCCUCUCUUUGGGAAGAGGCAGGUAGUUUCUCUCCCUUUCCCCCCCCCUAGGGUGCCUUUGUGGAUCCCCACUGACCCCCCUCAUCCCAUCUUGUAGAAGAAGCAGACCCUCCUUAAUUGAACGGCGCUAUGGGAUGGCAACAGCACUGAGGUAUAUGGAAGUUUUGCACAGGGGUGGGAUUAUUUCCCUGUUUUAAUCCCGGGGCGAGGAAGCCCCUCGUUAAAGACACUUUGAUCUGUGUGGUUCCUGACCUUGGUUUCCUGUGUUUGGGCUCCGUGAAAAAAGAAAAAGGAGCAGCAAACCCUGGUAGUUAUUGAGGGGAGGGAAAAAGAAAGAACCGAAUCCCCCAUUUGUAUUCUUCUCACCCGCUUGGCAGGUGUCUUGCUCCCUGAGUGACAACUUGCGGGAAUAGUACAGUUACCCAUCAAAGAGAGAGUCCAGUUUCCUUUCACUCUCGCCCUCUCAUGUGCUAAGGUUGACUUCCCCCUUUCUGGAGUUUUGAUUGUCACGUUGCCUUCCCCUAUUUAGAUUGGAAGGAAGUAUAAGCAUAUAUUUGUGUGUGUGUGCGCAGAAAAAGAAUAUUCCUUUCAAGGUGGUCAGGAGCCAGGCGUUAAUCCAUUCGGAGUAGCGCCUGCAAAAAUCUGGAGUUUGAAUUGUUUUAAAAGUAGAGGGUUUCCCCCCAAAUUUAGAGUACUUAGAGGCUCUUUCCCCUUUUUUCAGGUUAGUUACUUAAAUCUGGAGGAGUCUAUAAAUCGUAGAAGUGUUGCCUCCGGAGAGCUUGUUCAGAGCCUGUUCCCAUUUAUGGUGGUUGCUCAGCUCUGGGAGACUUAAGUUCGGUCUGCGUUGCCUGCCUGCCUUGAUACCUGAAGCAGUGGGGUGACACAUCAUGUGUCAGGUAGACCCCAGGUGGUUGAAGGAUGCCCCCGGAAGUACCUGCUAGGCACAGAAGGCCUCGAACCUUUGCCAAGGACGAAAGAGAAGCGGUUGAGUUCAGUAUUGAAAAUUCCUUUAAAGAGACUUGGUUUCAGCUACCUAACGGUUGAGAACACCCCCGGCCGGCGUGGUCCCUGGGUGGCGAGAGUGGCAGAAGCCGGAGAGUGGGAGGGCUCGUUCCUUCACGUCCCUUCCUUGCGAGCGAUGGAGCGUCCUUAAAGAGACCUAGUUUGCUGUUUGGAUUUCAAACCUGGGAAGUCUUCUAAAGAUGACUUAGGUCUCAAGGAAGGAGGGGAAAUUGGAUUUCUUCGGAGGGCAAGCUGACCUGAAAGACGUGGACCGGCGGACAGAGAUCGAUAAAAUUAAUGUGGAAGAGAGGUUGGUUUCCUCUCCCACUUCACGCGCACGCUCUAUAGUAUUGGCAUGAGGUGCUGGACCUUCCCGGGUUGACCGGAAAGUUCGCAUAGGUUUUUGUUUUUUCAUUUCUUAAGUUAAAACUGUUUGUACAAUCUUCUGGGGAAAGUCUUUAUUUACCUCUGCUGAACCUCCCUACUUCCUCUCCCCACCAAAAAGAAGAAGAAGAAGAAGCCGGGAGUCAAAAGGGAGCGUCGGCUAAAUCAGGGAUUGGAUUUAUAAAUCUUUGGCGCCCGCCCGCUUGGCCUUUUUCGCGGGGUGGCGAACGGGGUCAGGCGGCUGGAAGCCCAAGAUGGAUCUCGACGAACCUCAGCAGCUGGGCAUGUUUGUGGAAAGCGAGUUGAUGUCCGUGGGCAUGGACACGUUCAUCCACCGCAUCGACUCCACGGAAGUGAUCUACCAGCCCCGCCGGAAACGGGCCAAGCUCAUUGGCAAAUACCUCAUGGGGGACCUGCUCGGCGAAGGGUCGUAUGGCAAGGUCAAGGAGAUGCUGGACUCCGAGACCCUCUGUAGGCGAGCGGUCAAGAUCCUGAAGAAGAAGAAGCUGCGAAGGAUCCCCAACGGGGAAGCCAAUGUUAAAAAGGAAAUACAGCUCCUACGGAGGUUACGGCACAAAAACGUCAUCCAGCUAGUCGAUGUGUUGUACAACGAGGAGAAGCAGAAGAUGUAUAUGGUGAUGGAGUAUUGUGUGUGUGGUAUGCAAGAGAUGUUGGACAGCGUCCCCGACAAAAAGUUCCCUGUCUUUCAAGCGCACGGGUACUUUUGCCAACUUAUAGACGGCUUGGAAUACCUGCACAGCCAAGGGAUUGUCCACAAAGAUAUCAAACCGGGGAACCUCCUGCUAACGACCAAUGGGACGCUGAAGAUUUCGGAUCUCGGGGUGGCAGAGGCCUUGCAUCCGUUCGCGGAGGACGACGUGUGCCGGACGAGUCAGGGGUCGCCGGCUUUCCAGCCACCGGAGAUUGCCAAUGGCCUCGACACCUUCUCCGGCUUCAAAGUGGAUAUCUGGUCAGCAGGCGUCACGCUGUACAACAUUACGACUGGCCUUUAUCCCUUUGAAGGCGAUAAUAUUUAUAAGUUAUUCGAAAACAUUGGGAAAGGCGACUACACCAUCCCCGAGGAUUGUGGCCCUCCGCUUUCAGAUCUACUUAGAGGAAUGCUUGAAUACGACCCAGCCAAGAGGUUUUCAAUACAACAGAUACGGCAUCACAACUGGUUUCGGAAAAAGCACGCACAGUCCGAGCCUGUGGUCCCCAUUCCUCCCAGCCCAGAGACGAAGGACCGGUGGAGGAGUAUGACGGUAGUGCCAUACCUAGAAGACCUGCAUGGCUACGACGACGAGGACGACGAGGACGACUUAAAAGACGACUACUUGGAGGACGAAAUCAUCUACACUCAGGACUUCACAGUACCAGGACAGGUGCCUGACGAGGAGGCACGGCAAAACGGGCAGAGCCGCAGCCGGGGGCUGCCCAAGCCGGUCUGCAUGAACGGGACGGAGCCGGGGCAGCUGAGCAGCAAGACGAAAAGCGAGCGGCGGGCCAGCGCUUCGUCCAACCCCUCGCGCAAGGCCUCCUCCGCCAGCAGCAAAAUCCGCAAGCUCUCCACCUGCAAGCAGCAGUGACCCGGGCCCCAUCGCCCACCGCAGGCAGAGCCCUGAAUUGUGUCCUGUCCUGGAUGGCCGCCCCCGUCUUCAUCCUCGCUGUCUCUCCUCAUCCCUCCGCCGUCCCCGUAGCAGAUGAUCCGUAGAAAAGCUUGCAAUCAAAAGAGAGGGAGAAGACGAGAAAGAAGAGAGAGAAAAAGAAAAACUUUUUUAAAAAGAGAGAGAGACCGAAGGGAGGAAGACCAGAUGUGGACGCUCCUGCGUAAUUUGCCCCGAUUUGCCGCCCUUCGUCCGGCCGAAUCCCGGCUUCCCCAUUUCCGGCGAACUUUACCCGUGUGGCCGGCCGUUUCCGGGACUCUUAUGAGUUUGCGACGGGCAGGUUGAGGUUAGAGGAGAAAAGUCACGGGGGUGAUUUUCUCCCAGGUGUGUUUAGAACUUUUUGCAAGCCAUCAAAACGCACUUUAUGUAGUAGACUACUGUUAUAUAAUAUAUAUAUAGAUAUAUAUAUUAUUAUUUUCCUUUUUUGCCUCCUUCCUCCCUCCCC
Molecule: messenger RNA, 3699 nt
Organism: Elgaria multicarinata webbii
Lineage: Eukaryota; Metazoa; Chordata; Lepidosauria; Squamata; Anguidae
Gene: STK11
Product: serine/threonine kinase 11
Exons: 10
Coding region: 1845-3176 (443 amino acids)
Biological process (GO): regulation of Wnt signaling pathway; positive regulation of vesicle transport along microtubule; protein phosphorylation
Cellular component (GO): cytoplasm; nucleus
Molecular function (GO): protein kinase activator activity; ATP binding; protein serine/threonine kinase activity
Source: RefSeq, a predicted model, not a curated record